This is a messenger RNA of Pseudomyrmex gracilis, 1071 nucleotides long. Its product is annotated as translation machinery-associated protein 16. Gene Ontology annotation, cellular component: nucleus. The coding region runs from base 356 to 994 and encodes 212 amino acids. Lineage: Eukaryota; Metazoa; Arthropoda; Insecta; Hymenoptera; Formicidae. The record is from RefSeq and is a predicted model, not a curated record. The transcript is spliced from 5 exons.
UUCGGAAAACUUUUAAAGCCCCUAGUGUUGUGGGGACUUUCGUUACUCCAGUUGGAGACGUCAGACAUUUAACCGUUUAUCGGUGUUCAUACCAGGAAAAACAUGAUUACAAGCUUAGAAUGGCGUAUGGACUAACUUGAAUCGGUCCUUUGAGCCAUAUAUGCACCAAACCAACCUAUUAAAAAUCUUGCAAUAAUACUUACCACACGUAUUAUUUGAUAGAAUUUGAUAAAAAGGUCAAGAGAGUUGCUUAUCGAGAGAGAAACCUUUGAAAAGUUUAUUUAUAGAUUUUACAGCAAGAAAAAGUACAUAGUAGACAAAACGCACAUAGUAGACAAAAGUACAAGAAACAAACAUGUCUAUAGCAAUUCAAAGAGAAAUUGCGAAAGCAAAAAAAAUUUUACAUCCAAAUAGUCGAAAGGCAGUUAUGAUCGCAAAGAAAACUAAGAAAAUUUCAAACAGACAAAAAGCAAAAAUGGCUGGUGUGAUAAAACAAAACUUAGUAGGAGAAAAGAUGAUGUGGAUUCAACAACAUAUGGUCCCUGAUGUAUGUCCCUACACUCCGGAGCUUACAGCAGAAUUACUUCUAAAAUAUAUCAGGAGAAAUGAUGAGGAACUGGAGCAAAUUGUUAUAAAACAUUCUAUAGGAGGAAGAAAAAACAGACAACAUGCCAGCAGAGAGGAUAUAAUAAGAAUGACUAAACAAAGAGAACAAGAGGAGUUUGACACUUGUGGCAUUGAAAUCCCGGAUAUUUUAACUUCAACACAAUGUGAGAUGUUGAGAAAUUGGAACGGAGAGCUGAGACUUUUAUCUAAUUUUAAAUUUCGAAGAUUCGGGAAGAAACACUUGAAAGAUGCAUUGCUAAGGAUGGAAAAGCGGACAAUGACAGUGGUAAAUAAAUCUACAGAUAACACAAAAACUAAUGUUUCAUGUACAAGUGAGAAAAUUGAAAGUACCGAAAAAAACAGUAUAGAGGACAAAGAAUUUAAGUGAAACUACUUUGUCGGAAAAUACUGUGUCAAAUAAGUGCUCAAUGGAUACAUCUAUUAAAAAAAAAAAAAAAAUAGAAU